UAAAUAAACGGGAUUAGCGAAGCAAGCAUAGGCAUUAUCAAUUUUUUUUCCAGAUCCUGCCAUUAUUCUUGCUUACCAAAAUGGGUUGCGCAUGCUCAUCAAUUCUAUUCAGAUGAUUGGGGUUGAAAAUAAUCAAGUCAAAAAGGGUACAAUCACAGUGGGUGAUCAUAAUAUUUAUCCAAAAUAAAUAGCAGUUGUAGCAGUGGUGAUAUACCUAGGGCGAGUAUAUGUCUUGAUGAUCAAGAAAUAAUGGUUUUGUGGUUCAGAUGUAAUGAAAUUAUCCCAGGAACAUCUCUCGGAAUUUUAUUUAUAGCUGUUAUAUUGGGAAUAUACUUCUUGCAACUCGAACUCUCAGGGUUUCCUGCCAAAGACAGAAUUUGCAGAAUGGCAUCUAAUUACACAGAAAAUUUAGAACAGUUUAAAGAAGAAAAGCAUAAAGCGUUUGUUGUAGGGUAUACAGGGGAAGUUGGAAAAGAGCUGUUAAAGCAGUUAGCAAGCUCUAAUUUAUAUGAAAAGGUUGUAUUAAUUGGUAGAAGAGAAGUCCCCCCAGAGAAGAUACAUGGUGUUGAGUUUGAGCAAAGAGUGGUAGAUUUUGAAAAGCUAAAUGAACAUGCUGAUGCAUUCAGUGAUCUUGAUGUCGGAUAUUGUUGCCUAGGAACUACGAAAGGAAAAGCAGGAACUGAUGGAUUUAUAAAAGUUGAUUUUGAUUAUGUGUUAUCUGUGGGGCAAACAGCUAAAAGUACAGGUUGCAAACACUUUUCUUUGGUGUCAUCGCAGGGAGCUAGUAAAGACAGUGCAAUGUUGUAUACAAGAAUAAAGGGCCAGAUAGAAGAAGCCUUAAAAAAUCUGCAGUUCAAUAGAUUAUCUGUUUUUAGACCUGGGGUAAUUAUGUGUGAACGAGAAGAAAGUCGACCAGCAGAAGCAGUUGCCAGAACAUUACUAAAACCAAUUGCAUUUUUCUUUCCAACAGCUAUAACAACACCUGUCGGUUACGUAGCAACAGCCAUGAUCAACAAUGCCUUGUCCAAAACUGAUAAAACAUAUGAAUUAUAUGAAAAUAAGGCAAUACACGAACUGGCAAAAAUGGCUGAGGCUCCAAAAGGAUGCAAAUCAAAAAAUUGAGGGUACAUUGCAUGCAUUUCAUUUAAUUAAUGGCAAUUGCUGUGUUAAAUUUUAUAAAUUUUGAUCAUAUUUGAGUGUCUUAUCAUACCAUUUUUGAGUAAAAUUGGUUGAAUUAAUAUGCAUAAUUAUACUAAAAGAUUCUAAAAGAUUCUCAAUGAUUCUCUUUAGGAUAGUAGUAGUAAUUGCACAAGUUUGAAAAUUCUGUAGUUUUAGUUUUUAGAGGUAAAAUAUUACUAAUACCUUUUAUACCGGUAGCUUGUAUAACAUAUAGAUGAUAUCAAGCCUGUGCAAGAAAUUGAGAAAUAUGUAGACAUAACUGCACACUGAUCUGUAAUAUACAGUGACUGCCCAGAAACUAUAUAUUAUCAUAUUCAAGAUCAUCAUUUAAAAUUUGAAACACUUACCCACUUAGAGUAAGGCACUUAGCCUGAACAUCUGCUGAAUAUCUUAAAAAUCAUCAUAGGCUGUAUAAUUAGAUAUGAAUUGCAUCUCACCAAUUUAUAGCCAAAUCUGUAAUAUGACUUCAUUAUGUAGAAAUAUGUGAAUCUUUACUAUUACUAUAAGGUCAGAAAAUUAAUUAGAUUCACAUUUUGAUUGUAAAUUGAUAUUAUUUACAUUAUGUACUUUAAAACUAUGCAUUGUUUUUACUUUUUUUUUAUUGUUGUAUUAAUCUUGACUUGUGCUAUAUGUUUUAAUGAACUAUUCAAAUUAUCAGAAUUGUACUUUAAAGAUAAUAUUAGGAGUUUUCCUUUCUCCGAUAGAUCAUUUCAAACAAUUAACUUUUUUUUUUUUUUUGUUAAAAUAUUAGAUAUUGUUACAGGUGGACUUGUUAUUCCUUCUUUUCCAAAACAUUCCCAUAAAUGAUAACUAAAUAUAUUAAUUCAAAUUAAAAGGUAGUGAAAAGCCAGUGAAAAUGUAAUAUUUAAUGUGAAGACUGUGGUUAUCAUGAAAAAGAUAGAAUAAUUAGUUUAGUUGUCUGAGACACAUAAAGUUGGUGGUGUGAAAUCAAUAGUAAUCUUUAUGUUUCAGUAAUGAAGAAUGCUGGUAAUAACAUGGGCCAUAUUAAUAAUUAUAUAAUCUAUUAUAAGGUCUAUUAUAAGGUCCUUUGUAAAUAAUAAGCCAACUUUUUAGAUAAAAAAUAUUGUGACAAUUCUUUAACCAAGGUGUUCAGGCAACUAAUCUCAAUAAAUUUGCUAAUAUUUGUGAAAAAGUAUUAUUGUACUUUGUAUUUUAUUUAUGUUUUACGGAAUGCUUCAACAUAUUUAUAUUGUAUUUAUUUAACUGUUAAUUUAAUACUAGUAAAAAUAUUCUCUUUCCAUACAUUUUAUAGUCAAGAUUUUUUUCAGUAUUUGGUGAAUAAUGUUAAGGAGUGGUUUGAACCCAUAAAUAUACAUAAAAGGAGUAGUAUGGAACUUCAGGUGUUGCCUUCAAUUUGAAAACUUAAUCAUCAUAUUGUUACUUAGUACCAUAAUCUAAAGCAAUGUGGUUUAACAUCCUACUUUUCUAAACCAACUGAGCUAAUGAAGACGGAGACCUGCUAUUUGGAGACAUUGCUAUGUUAAAUUUAUGUUAAUAAACAUAAAUACUAAAAUA
Patella vulgata (common limpet) is the source of this 2715-nucleotide messenger RNA. RefSeq names its product oxidoreductase HTATIP2. The transcript is spliced from 6 exons. Lineage: Eukaryota; Metazoa; Mollusca; Gastropoda; Patellidae. The record is from RefSeq and is a predicted model, not a curated record. Gene Ontology annotation, biological process: import into nucleus. Gene Ontology annotation, cellular component: cytoplasm. Bases 250 to 1122 code for a protein of 290 amino acids.